This is a messenger RNA of Momordica charantia (bitter melon), 1159 nucleotides long. RefSeq names its product proteasome subunit alpha type-4. Gene Ontology annotation, cellular component: proteasome core complex; proteasome core complex, alpha-subunit complex. The record is from RefSeq and is a predicted model, not a curated record. Gene Ontology annotation, biological process: ubiquitin-dependent protein catabolic process. Lineage: Eukaryota; Viridiplantae; Streptophyta; Magnoliopsida; Cucurbitales; Cucurbitaceae.
CUUUAGCUAUCGGAAAGGAAAGUUGGCUUGGAGAAAAAGGAAACCUAUUCUGUAAAUGAUCCCUUAAAGCACCUUCGAUUCUUGCUUUCUCUGCUUCAAACCAUUUCGGCGAAACGAGUGACGACGCAUACCUUUUCUUUCUUAUUUUCUCCGUCAGGAUAACAAAUAAUGUCUCGAAGGUAUGAUAGCCGAACAACGAUCUUCUCUCCAGAAGGCCGUCUUUACCAAGUUGAAUAUGCAAUGGAGGCAAUUGGAAAUGCCGGUUCUGCAAUUGGGAUAUUAUCUAAAGAUGGGGUUGUCUUGGUAGGUGAAAAGAAGGUUACAUCCAAACUCCUGCAGACCUCAACUUCCACUGAGAAGAUGUACAAAAUUGAUGAUCAUGUUGCAUGUGCUGUGGCUGGAAUUAUGUCCGACGCCAACAUAUUGAUCAACACCGCAAGGGUUCAAGCCCAACGCUACACUUAUGCUUACCAAGAGCCAAUGCCUGUUGAGCAACUGGUUCAAUCUCUCUGUGAUACGAAGCAAGGCUACACGCAAUUUGGUGGUCUACGCCCCUUUGGUGUUUCUUUUCUUUUUGCAGGAUGGGAUAAGAAUUAUGGCUUCCAACUUUACAUGAGUGACCCGAGUGGAAACUAUGGUGGUUGGAAGGCUGCUGCAAUUGGUGCCAACAACCAGGCAGCACAGUCAAUGCUUAAACAGGAUUACAAGGAUGAUAUCACUAGGGAAGAGGCCAUCCAGCUAGCACUUAAGGUGCUUAGCAAAACCAUGGACAGCACAAGUCUUACUUCUGACAAGCUUGAAUUAGCUGAGGUUUUCCUCUCACCUGCUGGAAAUGUCAAGUAUCAAGUUUGCUCACCAGAGUCCCUAAGCAAGUUGUUGGUGAAGUCUGGUUUGACUCAACCAGCUGCUGAGGCUUCCUAGACACUUUAUUUUGGACGUAACACCUCCUUUUCGAUGUUGCACUUGUGCUUGGCCUGGCAUGUCUCAUGGUCCUUCAUAUUACUUGAACUGAACAGCGGUGGUAUGUUAUGUUUUUGGAUUGACAGAUUAUCUUUAUCAUUUUAAAAGUUUUCUCCUGUCUUUUGUGUAACCGUGUUAGGAACACUGGUCAUUGUCUCUACAAUGCACAAUUAUCGAGUUAUUUUAUUGUGUUAUCUCU